UGCAUCUAUGGAAUUCGCUGUGUCUGCUUGUGCAUGAGCUCUUGAGAGCAGAGUACUGUAGCUGUUUGGACUCUGCCAGACUGGUUGGCCACACCUGACUAAGAUAAACCAGCCCACAACUUUGGACAGAAAGCCAAACAGUGGAAUGCUGUGGAAUCAUUGGUGCAUUUCAGGUGUUACAUCCUGCCCUCGACUACUGAUGGGUGACUUCUCAAAACAAGCUUGAAACAAUGCUGCCAUUGUCUAAAUGAAAUUGCCAUUUCCAUUUCAUAUGAGCUGGUAUCUCAAAUUCAAAUGCUCAGUUUGCAUUUUCAAGGUGUACAGUUUCUGCCAAAAUGACAAUGCAAAGUCCAUUUUGCAUUCAAUUUCAGGAUUAUACUUGAAAUGAUUUGCCAAUGGAUUUUUUUGUGUGCAUUUUCAAACAUGAAAAAGAAAGAAAAACAAAACAUGCAAUGUGAUCUACGGCCUCUCACACUAAGGAUGUCCUAUCAGUAGAACAGUAUAAUACAGGGUGAGCUAUAUUUCUGCAAUAAAUUGUCUUCAAGAAACGUCUGAGUGAAGUGUCACAACAUGCUCUGCAUCCUCAACACAUAGACACAAAAAGCACAGUACUCAUACUGUACGGCCACAGACCACCUGAGACAUCACAACAUUCACUUCCUGUAUGGAAACCAUUUCUUGUGUGUGUGGGUGGCCUGGCGAGGUCUAAUCUUGACACUUCAUAUGCAUGUCACAGUGUUAUAUGCUGUGACAUAUGCAGAAAUCUGAGUUUUAAUUAUUCUUAUAUACAUAAUUUACUCAUUUUUGUCUCCUUAGCAACAUUAAAUUAAAGCUGUGGUUUAGCAUUAAGGACGUUAGAACGAGACAAAACAGCAAAUGCAGAUACUCACUACCGGUAAGUGGAAUGGAGGAUUUCUGUAAACAUUUGGGCAUCAGGAUGUUGUCUCUGAUUUGUUGCAUGUUCUGGAUUUUCUCCACCGCAGAAGGAAACACCAUCACAGGGGUGGUUGGCAGCAAAGUGAUCCUGAAGUAUAAGAACGAUUCAAACGGCACAAUCAAUCAGCUUACAUGGAAAAGGAACGGGGUUCUCUUGAUCACUUUCAUGCAACCUUCAACCUUACACCGCAGUCCAGAAGCUGAACGCCUGAACAUAAAUAUGUCAAAGAGCCAACCGUACACUCUGGUCAUUGAGAGAGCCCAGACGUCUCAUACAGGAAACUACACCUGUGAGAUCACCAAGGACGAAGCAGUUCUGGAACAGAAGUGGGAGCUGAUAAUUAAAGAUGCUGAGAAUUCGGACCAGCUAUGGAUUGUUGUGGCAGUUGUUGUUCCUUGUGUGUGUUGCCUGAUCUUUAUAUUAGCUUUGACCAUUCUGCUAAGAGUCCGCAAACGACGUGCAGGGGAUAAUUCACCCAACGCAGACAUGGAGCGAGAAGAAGAUAUUUAUGAAAACUGCCUGGAAACUGAUGUUGGUCAACGACGUGGCCAUAAUCAGCGUUACCAUUGCAUAACCAGGACUCGCUGAUAUGAAGUGCACUACAAAAAUCUAAAUGGGAAGGGGACUGCAAAAGGGAAGGGAGUAUUGCAAGUGGGCACAUGUGCGAAACUGCUCUUUUCAUAGGAACAACCAUCUUCUCUGGAAUACAAAACAAAUUGUAGAAAAACACCUGUUUUCACAUCCUCUGUCUAAAUUACUUUCACUCUGAAGAAUUACUUCAGCCUUUUUAUCUAGAGAUGUUCCGAUACCAUUUUUUCCUUCCCGAUUCCAAUACCUGAACUUGUGGGUGAUACAGAGUACCAAU
This is a messenger RNA of Sebastes umbrosus (honeycomb rockfish), 1802 nucleotides long. RefSeq lists its product as uncharacterized. The coding region runs from base 905 to 1525 and encodes 206 amino acids. The transcript is spliced from 6 exons. The record is from RefSeq and is a predicted model, not a curated record. NCBI's taxonomy places the organism in Eukaryota, Metazoa, Chordata, Actinopteri, Perciformes, Sebastidae.